AUGGAUACUCGGGACAAGAUAGCCAAGCGCACCACCACAACCACCUACUGGACCCGCCGGUACGUCUUUGCCUGCGACCAUGCCGCUGACCGCUACUACCCCGUCAAGGAUAUCUGCAACAACGGCAACAGCCCAAGAGAUCUGAUCCACAACGUUCCCUUCUUGCUGCCCCUCCGUGUCGGCCGCGAGUGCAGCGCUUGUCUUCGACGCCAGGUCUUUGACCGUGUCCAGGCCAAGGCAGCCGAGGUUCGCGCCAGCUUCAACAUGCUGCGUGCCAUGCUCGACCAGCGCUCCAUGGCAUCGGACGAUGGACUUGACACGCCGCUUCUCAUCGACGACGAUGCUGGCGCCGACGAUGACGAUGAGGUUUGGCCGGAGCAGCCGCCGACGUUAGAGAGCCUGUCUCGGUUAUAUGCCACAGUCGCCGAAACCCAAGUCACUGCUACCCCCAACAUAAACAGCUAUGGCACUACAAAGUCCUCCAUUCCUGGCCGCCCCGAGACGUUAAGCGAACGCAUCCGCAGUCUACGCGAGGAUCUGGAGCGGCGUCGGCAGGCGUGGGAGACGUCGUCCAAGUUGCCCAAGACAGAGCCAGUGGUUGAGACUUUAGCUUAA
Molecule: messenger RNA, 615 nt
Organism: Sporothrix brasiliensis 5110
Lineage: Eukaryota; Fungi; Ascomycota; Sordariomycetes; Ophiostomatales; Ophiostomataceae
Exons: 1
Coding region: 1-615 (204 amino acids)
Source: RefSeq, a predicted model, not a curated record